Myotis daubentonii (Daubenton's bat) is the source of this 2835-nucleotide messenger RNA. Its product is annotated as ADP-ribosylation factor 2-like. Gene Ontology annotation, molecular function: GTP binding; GTPase activity. The record is from RefSeq and is a predicted model, not a curated record. NCBI's taxonomy places the organism in Eukaryota, Metazoa, Chordata, Mammalia, Chiroptera, Vespertilionidae.
GAGCGGCCAUUCGGAAAGCCGUGGUGAGGGUGGCGGUGACCAGUGAGGGCGGCCGAGUCGCGGGCCGGGGAGAAGGGACCACAGCACGCAAGGCCGCCUCCUGUUUCCACGCCGCCUGCGGGAGGGGGGACCUAGGAGGUGUGCCGGGGGUGGUUGGGAGAGGAGGUGGAGCCUCCCAGGAGACUUAGAGGUACCUUCCUUCUCACAGCAAGCUUCUUAUGUUUUUUCUUAACUGAGAUUUUUUUGUUGUUGUUAGAAACAAAGACAAACUCUAUUUUGUCGCCCAACAAAAUUUCAAGUGCUGCGACGCCCUGGACUUGCCUGUACUUCCUAUGUGGACCUUCUCUGAAGGAUUGGAGCGUGCAUUCUUUGGCUGUAGCAGCCUAUACCUCAUUUUUAUACAGGAUAAGUGCUGUGCUCCUUUUCUCUGGUCCUGGCAUAGAAUGGCCUGUGCCGGACAUCAUCCGGGACGUUUAGCUACUGUAGGAAGCCUUUGCUUUCAGGAGCUUGGUUAGAGGCAUGAACACAGUACCAGUUUCAAGUCUUUAAUUAGAAUCUCAAGCUCACACUACUAAUAGGCUGAUUUGUUAAAAGACUGUAACCAAAUUCAAUUACCAUGGGGAAUGUUUUUGAAAAACUGUUUGAAAGUCUGUUUGGGAAAAAGGAGGUGCGGAUUCUUAUUUUGGGUUUGGAUGGAGUAGGAAAAACCACCAUGUUGUAUAAAUUGAAGCUGGGAAGGAUUGUGGCUACCGUCCCUACAGUAGGUUUCAAUGUGGAGACGGUGGAAUAUAACAAUAUCAGCCUCACCAUCUGGGAUGUCAAUAGCCAUUGUAAACACAGACCUAUGUGGAGACAUUAUUUCAAGGACACCAAAGGUGUGAUUUUUGUGGUCGAUAGUAACGACAGAGAACGGAUCAGUGAGGCCCAAGAAGAACUAACCAGAUUGUUAAUGGAGGAUGAGCUCAGGGAUGCAGUCUUGUUGGUGUUUGCAAAUAAACAGGAUGUUCCCAAUGCUAUGAGCACAGCAGAAAUAACAGACAAGCUUGGCUUACAGUCCGUCCGCCGGAGAAACUGGCACAUUCAGGCUACCAGCACCACCAGUGGAGACGGGUUUUAUGAAGGCCUGGACUGGCUCUCCAACCAGCUUAAAAACCAGAAGUGACUGGAAGCAAUUCAUUCCUGUGCCUCGUGGCGAAACCAGCUGCUUGUGUGUGUGCAAGGAGCAAGUGUGGAUGUGUGGCUGGGCGUGGGGCGGCUUUCUCACAAGGUGCCUUGUAUCUGCUAUAAGAAAACCAGUGUUACAGUCUAAGAAAAACCAGUGUUAUGUUUUGUACCCUACCUCCUGUUUCAGUAGCCUUGAUGAUCAUCCCUACAGUUGAUGGAGGAAUCCUGAGGGCUGUCGGGGGCACAGGAGCCAGGGUGACCUUCAUGGUGGAAAGAAGAAGGGUUGCCGGCAUGAGGACCAAGUCCAAUUGUGAAGACCUGGCCCUGGCGUCUCCGCAUACCCGGGACCCUGUUAGACUUUAGAGUCUACGGAAAGGAAGGAACUGGCAUUCUUUCCCAUCACUGCCAGAGCUAGAGGCUCACUAUUCGGUGCUUUCGAGCAAAAGGCGCUUGCUUACGACAGGUUUGAAGUUCAGAUUGGAACUUUUCCCUUCAGCUGCAGCUAGCCCAGACUUCCUGGUGUAACAUACUUUAUUUCAAGGAGUCAGUGGUCUUUUUCAUUAGAGUAUCCAGACUACAGGAACACUAGAGAAUUAUCCAGUCCUCCCCUUGUGCUAGUUCCUUCCUUGAUUUGCCUUUUUUUCCCCCCCUUUGGCCAAAUGGAGACCAUUUUGGGUAGUAACCCAGCAUGAGGCUAAAGCUCUUUGCUGGGGCCACAGUCCAGUGAAGGAUCUGGAAAAGAAAGCAAGGUGACAGUCAUGUUUGUGUCCUUGCAUCACCCUCUCAGGUUUCAGGCUCCUGAGGCUGCUCUCUCGCUUCUCUGCUCUGUGCUGAAUGUUCUACCCGCUCAAAGCAGGAGGUUUGCUCCUGGGAAUGAAUCAUCACCAUGUUCAGUAUCUCAAUCCAACUUCCGGUUUGGGCUAACACCUGUGAGUUAUGAGAGUUUGUGAGAGAAUCAAGAGGUUAAUUUGGGGGACAAAAUUCCCCCUAACCCCUGGUAUCUAUUGCCUCUGAGUUAGUGCAAAAUUUCGCCCUCCUGGUAAUGUCUAGCGCCUACACCGCUGUCCAUGGUACUGACUCCCUCUUCUGGAUAGUGGUAAUGUCUUACAUGGAAAACAUGCUUUAUGUUGUCAAAAUGUUAAUGAAAAUGGCCUGGAGAUGGGCUAGGUUCUCUCAGUAAUCUCGAGCUCUUUUGCUCAGACAUUUGUUGGCCAAAUUUUUACACGUUUCUACUACUUUACCUUUUAAAGUUCCUUUUAAAAAAAAUCUAUUGAAAUUACAGGGGUGAAUUUUUAUAAGGGUGAGUUUUAAGAAAAGUAAACCUUGUUUCUUGAUAACAAUGAAGUUGAUAUUACUGGGGAGAACUUGCAUACCAUAACAAGUGUAGGUGUAAUGUUUUUCUUUAAAAUGUUGGCUUUAAAGACUGUUCAUUGCAAUCUUGUCAACUAAGUCCAGUUUUGCUUGUUUAACCACAGAGUAAUUCCUGAGCAAUGUUUAGAUUCUAUGUUUAAAUUGGCUGGGACUGUGUCUUACACUGUGUAUUUAUGCUUAGUACAGUGUACUUAGUACAGUGCCAGGCUUCACUGAACACUGUCGAUUGGUUGAACAAUAAAAAGCUUGCUUUGGAAGGAAGAGAAGGCGGCCCUGUACUUCUGAAUGUCUUGAACUACU